AUGGUAGACUCAAAGCAAGUUCUCAGACUUUACAAGCAAUUACUUGAGAGAGCAUACAAGUUUGACAAUUACAACUUUAGGGAGCACGCCAAGAGAAGGGUUAAUGCGCUUUUCAAGGAACACAAGGAUCUCAAAGAUCCUCAGGAGAUUAGUAAGUUCUACAAUGAUGGUAUUGAUAACCUUGCAUUAUUGACGAGACAAACAACCAUAUCGCAAAUGUAUACUUUCGAUAAGUUGGUUGUGGAACCAUUAAAGAAACACCGUUGA
Messenger RNA from Lodderomyces elongisporus, 267 nucleotides. RefSeq lists its product as uncharacterized. Gene Ontology annotation, biological process: iron-sulfur cluster assembly. The transcript has a single exon. The record is from RefSeq and is a predicted model, not a curated record. Bases 1 to 267 code for a protein of 88 amino acids. Gene Ontology annotation, cellular component: mitochondrion; L-cysteine desulfurase complex. NCBI's taxonomy places the organism in Eukaryota, Fungi, Ascomycota, Pichiomycetes, Serinales, Debaryomycetaceae.